UAUAUUAUCGAGUAUUAUUUUUCUUCGUUCAACACGUUUACAGACGGUACUUUGGAGGACUGGCGAUCCGUGUUUGACGUGAACGUCCUGGGGCUUUGUCUCUGCACGCGGGAGGCUGUACGUAUGAUGCGCGAAACGGCGGCCGAGGACGCCGUCGUGAUUCAUAUCAACAGUUUGGCCGCCGAGAGAGUGCCCUUCAUCCCGGGCUUCAGCGUGUAUCCGGCGUCGAAGCGUGCUAUCACCGGCCUCGCCAUGACGUUGCGACACGAGCUCGCGGGCACGCGUAUACGCGUCACGAACAUCAGUCCCGGUUUGGUCGCAACGGAAUUCAUGGCUUCCUACAGCGUGUUCUCCCCGGAAGCGAUGGCGGCGGCGCCGACAUUAAAUCCAGACGACGUCGCGGCGGCGGCGAUUUAUGUGUUAUCCAAUCCUUCUCACGUUCUGAUACAGGAUGUCGUGUUGAGACCUUUGGGCGAAUCGUGGUGACCGAGCUUCAGAACGAUUAUACAUGUAUAUUACACAACCAAUACUAUAUCGAAAUGUUAAAUGUAGUUAGAGCGAUUGUACUUUUGAUGAGCUUUUUACGAGGUCAAUAAAAACGCAACUUUACUCA
Molecule: messenger RNA, 613 nt
Organism: Temnothorax curvispinosus
Lineage: Eukaryota; Metazoa; Arthropoda; Insecta; Hymenoptera; Formicidae
Product: dehydrogenase/reductase SDR family member 11-like
Exons: 3
Molecular function (GO): oxidoreductase activity
Source: RefSeq, a predicted model, not a curated record